Eruca vesicaria subsp. sativa (arugula) is the source of this 2319-nucleotide messenger RNA. NCBI's taxonomy places the organism in Eukaryota, Viridiplantae, Streptophyta, Magnoliopsida, Brassicales, Brassicaceae. The record is from the annotation of a GenBank genome assembly.
CAUUAACUCUUUCUCUCUCCUCUCAAACCCUUACCUCUCUCCUCUCUCCUCUCUCUCCUCCGAUGCCGGUUAACAACGGCGACCGGAGCUUACCGGAUCUCAUCUCCUCUCUCCUCGACACCAUCCCCAACCUCCUCAGCUUCAAAUCCAAAUGGUCUUCCAUCCGCGCCAAACUCUCCGAUCUCAACACUCACCUCACCGACCUCGCCGGAUCCUCCUCCAACCAGCUCGCUCUAGACCUCCUCACCUCCGUCAGGGAGACGCUAAACGCCGCCGUCUCCGUCGCCGCUCGGUCGCAAGACUUAUCACAUGGAAAGCUCAAGACUCAGAGCGAGGUCGACUCCGUCGCUGCUCGUCUCGAUCGCCACGUCAGAGACGCAGAGGUUCUGAUCAAGAGCGGCCUUCUUCUUCUUCAAGACUCCUCGAAGUUUGUUUCAGUUUCGUCGAAGAAGGAAGGUGUGAGAUCAGAGGCGAGGAGUCUUGUUAUACGGUUACAGAUCGGUGGGGCCGAGUCGAAAAACUCGGCGAUCGAUGAGUUGCUCGAGCUGAUACAAGGAGAUGAUAAGCACGUGAUGAUCGUUGUGGCGCAAGGAGUUGUUCCCGUUUUGGUUCGGUUGUUAGAUUCGUGUCUGAAGGAGAAGAGUGUAGCUGUGAUCGCUAGAAUCUCGACGGUUGAGAGUAGUAGACACGUGUUGAUCGCUGAGGGGUUGAGUUUACUGAAUCAUUUACUUCGUGUGCUUGAGUCAGGAAGUGGGUUUGGUAAAGAGAAAGCUUGUGUUGCUCUUCAAGGUUUGAGUUUAUGUAAAGAGAAUGUUAGAGCGAUUGGUUGUAGAGGAGGGAUCUCGUCUCUGCUCGAGAUUUGUCAAGAAGGGAGUCCUGGGUCUCAAGGCUUAGCGGCGGGUGUGUUGAGGAACUUGGCGGUGUUUGGGGAGAGUACUAAAGAGAGUUUCGUGGAGGAGAAUGCGGUUUUGGUUCUGAUCAGUCUUGGUUGUUCAGGUACGCCUCUUGCUCAAGAGAAUGCGUUAGGGUGUUUGGGUAAUUUAACGUCCGGGGAUGAGGAGAUGGUGGUGACGGUUGUUAGAGAAGGAGGGAUUAAGAUGUUAAAGAGUUUCUUGGAUUCUAAUGCUAAGUCUCUUGAAGUUGGAGUUUUGCUUUUGAAGAAUCUAGCUUUGUGUCCUGUUGUGAGAGAAGUUGUUGUCUCCGAAGGGUUUAUCUCUCGUUUGGUUCCGUUGUUGAGUUGUGGGGUUCUUGGUGUGAGAAUCGCGGCUGCGGAAGCUGUUGCUUCGUUAGGGUUCUGCUCGAAAAGCCGGAAAGAGAUUGGUGAGAGUGGAUGUGUUGGUCAGUUGAUUGAUAUGUUAGAUGGUAAAGCUAUGGAGGAGAAAGAAGCUGCUUGUAAAGCUUUGUCAACGUUACUGGUGUGCACAAGUAAUAGGAAGAUUUUUAAGAAGAGUGAUAAGGGUAUACUUAGUCUUGUUCAGCUCUUGGACCCGAAGAUUGAGAAGAUUGAUAAGAGAUACGCAGUCUCUGCUUUGGAGCUGAUUGUGACUUGUAAGAAGUGUAGGAAACGAGUGGUUGCUGCUGGUGCUUGCUUGCAUUUACAGAAGCUUGUGGAAAUGGAUGUUGAAGGAGCUAAGAAAUUGGCUGAGAAUCUUGCCCGGAGUAAGAUUUGGGGGGUGUUUGCAAGACCGUAAGAGACUCUGCAUUAACCAUUGUAUGUAAGAAACAUCGGCGAUUCUUGUCUUUUUUUCGUUUUUUUUUCUUCUCUAUAUGUUUGUUUGAUGAGUUUGGUUGUUCAUAAGGCUUGGUUGAUUGAAGUAGGGAGAGUUUAAUUGCUGAUUAGUUCUUCUGUUGACAAAAAUAAUAAUAUCUUUGUAGAGUUUGAUCCUUUUGAACUUUCCUUCUUGUCCUCUAAAACUUCAAGAAGCUGAUCUUUUCUCUCUCAAGUGUGUGAUUGAUUUAUGUAAAUCUAGGAACAGUGUAACGACUCUUCAGUGUCUGAGCUGAAACUCUGUUUUGUUGCAUAUUUGAGUUGGAUUCUGGUGGUAUGUCCUGUCUGAACAUAAAAUCAAAUAAUGUUGGUCGGAAUGCACAUGGCAUUUGUUUUGUUUAUAUCUUUCUUCGCUAAUUCUCAACUUGUUUCUUUGUGGUCCCGUAUGACUGUUACAUCUCUUUGGCACAAUACAAUUAUUCAAAUCACCAAUGAUGAUGGUAAAGUAGUGAUGUAAAUGAGUUGUCUUUCUAACAUUUAUGUUUGUUACAUUUCCUGUAAAGUUUGUUCUUCGAUCAAAACAUUAAGAGAUAGAGCAAAUCUGUUACCAG